Mangifera indica (mango) is the source of this 3785-nucleotide messenger RNA. Its product is annotated as ABC transporter B family member 15-like. Lineage: Eukaryota; Viridiplantae; Streptophyta; Magnoliopsida; Sapindales; Anacardiaceae. Gene Ontology annotation, biological process: transmembrane transport. Bases 1 to 3705 code for a protein of 1234 amino acids. The transcript has 7 exons. Gene Ontology annotation, molecular function: ABC-type transporter activity; ATP binding; ATP hydrolysis activity. The record is from RefSeq and is a predicted model, not a curated record. Gene Ontology annotation, cellular component: membrane.
AUGCGAAGAGAAGAAACAGGCAGUGAGAUGAAGGAAAAGAAGGCGUCUAUACUGUCCAUUUUCAUGCUUGCAGACGGCGUGGAUAUGCUGUUGAUGGGCUUGGGGUUCAUCGGAGCCCUUGGUGAUGGCUUCUCUUCACCUUUGCUGUUGCUUGUGACUGGUAAAUUGAUUAACAGCGUUGGCAAUGCAUCACCUGAAAACCUAGAUUACUUAAACCGUAACCUAAACAAGAUUACACUGUAUAUGAUGUAUAUAGCUUGUGAAAGUUGGCUUGCUUGCUUCCUAGAGGGAUACUGUUGGACAAGAACAGGAGAAAGGCAAGCAACAAGAAUGAGAGCAAGAUAUUUGAAAGCAGUGUUAAGGCAAGAUGUUGAAUACUUUGAUUUGCAUGCCGCAUGCACAGCAGAGGUCACCACAAGCGUCUCUAAUGACAGUCUUAUCAUUCAGGAUGUUAUAAGCGACAAGCUCCCGAUAUUUUUGGUCAGUGUUGCCACAAUUUUGGGUAGCUAUAUAGUAGGAUUCGUGAUUCUAUGGAAGCUAACCAUUAUUGCCUUUCCCUUUGUUGUGCUUCUGGUGAUUCCUGGAUUAAUCUGUGGAAGGAUUCUGAUGAGUUUAGCCAGGAACAUAAGAGAAGAAUACAACAAGGCUGGAACAAUUGCAGAACAGGCAAUCUCUUCUAUAAGAACUGUUUAUUCAUUUGUUGGUGAAACCAAAACCCUCAGUGAAUUUUCUUCAGCCCUGGAAGGUUCAAUCAAGCAGGGGUUAAAGCAAGGAUUGACUCAAGGCUGGGCCGUCGGAGGCAACAACAUCAUUUUUCCUGUUUGGGCUUUAGUAGCUUAUUUUGGUAGCAGAAUGCUCAUGUACCAUGGAGCUGAAGGAGGCGCUGUGUACGUCGUCGCUGGCACCAUGUGUGCCGCCGGCCUGGCAAUCGCAUCAAGUUUAUCUUAUCUAAAGUCCAUAUCAGAAGCCUUUUCAGCGGGAGAGCGUAUGAUGGAAGUAAUGCAAAGAGUUCCAAAGAUUGAUUCAGAAAACCUGGAAGGCCAAAUCCUGAAAAAUGUUUCAGCGGCCGUUGAGUUUAAGCAUGUGGGAUUUGCAUACCCAUCAAGGCCUGAAAGCAUGAUUUUCAAAGACUUCAGCCUGAAAAUUCCUGCAGGAAAGACAGUGGCCUUGGUGGGUAGUAGUGGAUCUGGGAAAUCAACAGUGAUUUCACUGUUACAAAGGUUUUAUGACCCAACCGGGGGUGAAAUUCUUCUUGAUGGAGUCUCUAUUCAUAAAUUGCAACUCAAGUGGCUCAGGUCACAAAUGGGGUUGGUGAGCCAAGAGCCUGCACUAUUCGCAACAACAAUUAAAGAGAACAUACUUUUUGGCAAGGAAGAAGCCAUCAUGGAAGAGGUUGUUGAAGCAGCCAAAGCUUCAAAUGCUCAUAAUUUUAUCCUUCAAUUGCCUCAGCAGUAUGAUACCCAGGUUGGGGAGAGAGGAGUUCAAGUGUCAGGAGGACAAAAGCAAAGAAUCGCCAUUGCGCGGGCAAUAAUCAAAUCGCCACGAAUCCUUCUCCUAGAUGAGGCAACAAGUGCACUGGAUUCUGAAUCCGAGCGUAUCGUUCAGGAAGCCUUAGACAAAGCCGCCGUUGGACGCAGCACCAUCAUCGUUGCCCACCGUCUCUCCACCAUCUGUAACGCCGACGUGAUCGCCGUCGUCCAAAAUGGCCAAGUCAUGGAAACCGGUUCCCACGACGAGCUCAUACAAGAUGAAAAUGGCCUCUACACUUCAUUUGUUCGUCUUCAACAAACUGAAAAAGAACAAACAACAGUCUCAGAAGAAACGUUGAAGAUAAAUCUCAAUACUUCGACCAUGCACGUGCCAAGCUUCCGAGUUAAUCCCACAACAGAUUAUGAUGGUGAUGAUCAAAGAAAAAGCAACUUAGAAGAUUACAAGAACAAUCUGUCGGCGCCAUCUUUUAGAAGAUUGUUAGUUUUGAAUCUUCCUGAAUGGAAGCAAGCAAUCUUGGGGUGUUUAUGUGCAGUCUUGUCCGGUGCGGUGCAACCUGUUUAUGCCUUCAUUGCUGGGUCUUUGAUAUCUGUUUUUUUCCUGAAAGAUCACGAUGAGAUUAAAGAAAAGACGAGGAUUUAUGCUUUGUCUUUCCUUGGGUUCGCAGUAUUUUCCGUGCUAAUAAAUUUAAGCCAACAUUACAAUUUUUCUCUCAUGGGAGAGCGCUUGACCAAGAGGAUCAGAGAGAAGAUGUUUUCAAAGAUUCUCACUUUCGAAGUUGGAUGGUUUGAUCAAGAUGACAACUCUAGUGGUGCCAUUUGCUCUCGUCUAGCCAAAGAUGCAAAUGUGGUGAGAUCUUUGGUGGGUGACCGUAUGUCUCUUAUUAUACAAACCAUUUCAACAAUAACAAUAGCCUUCACCAUGGGCCUUGUCAUUGCAUGGAGGCUUGGUUUAGUGCUGAUAGCAGUCCAACCAAUAAUAAUUUUAUGCUAUUAUACUAGAAAUGUUCUGCUGAAAAGCAUCUUAAAGAAGGCCAUGAAAGCUCAAGAAGAAAGCGGCAAGAUUGCUGCCGAGGCCGUCUCCAACUUGAGAACCAUCACAGCUUUCUCCUCCCAAAACCAUAUCCUGAAAUUUUUUCAAAAGGCUCAAGAAGGACCACGAAAAGAGUAUGCUAAACAAGCAUGGUAUGCAGGUUUAGCUCUUGCCUUCUCCCAAAGCUCAGCAUCCUGCACUAGGGCUCUAGCUUUUUGGUACGGUGGAAAGCUUAUUGCACAGGGUUACAUCUCUUCCAAGGCUCUUUUCGAGACCUUCAUGAUCCUUAUGAGCACAGGCUAUCUCAUUGGUAAUGCUGGUAGCAUGACUAGAGACCUCGCAAAAGGCUUAGAUGCUGUUAAAUUAGUCUUCGCUAUAAUGGAUCGACACACAAGAAUUGAGCUCGAAGAUCCUGAAGGUUGCCAGCCUGAAAAAUUAAUUGGUCAUAUAGAACUUCAAGAUGUACAUUUUGCCUAUCCUGCGAGACCUGAUGUGAUGAUUUUCCAAGGCUUUUCACUCAACAUUGAAGCUGGAAAAUCAAUCGCAUUAGUUGGAAAAAGUGGAACCGGGAAAUCAACUAUCAUAAAUCUGAUUGAACGUUUUUAUGAUCCCCUAAAAGGUGUUGUGAAAAUUGAUGGUCGAGAUGUAAGAUCAUAUCACCUCAGGUCGUUAAGAAGGCACAUUGCCCUUGUUAGUCAAGAGCCUGUACUGUUUGCAGGUACUGUAAGAGAAAACAUUCUAUAUGGUGUAGUUGGUAAACAAGAUGAAUCUGAGAUUAUUAGGGCAGCCGGAGCAGCCAGCGCUCAUGAAUUCAUCACAGGAUUGAACAAUGGCUAUGAUACAUGGUGUGGGGAGAAAGGAGUACAAUUAUCAGGUGGUCAAAAGCAACGCAUUGCAAUUGCUCGAGCCAUAUUGAAAAAUGCUGCAAUCUUGUUGUUAGAUGAAGCAACCAGUGCACUCGAUAGUCAAUCGGAGAAACUAGUACAAAAUGCACUUGAAUACAUGAUGAUAGGGAAAACUAGUGUCGUGGUAGCACAUAGAUUAAGCACCAUUCAAAAUUGUGAUCUUAUUGCUGUGCUAGAUGAAGGGCAUGUGGUGGAGAAAGGUACUCAGCAAUCCUUGAUGGCAAAGGGACCUCUAGGAGCUUACCAUUCUUUGUUUAGCCUUCAAAGGACAAUAAAAUAAGUAAUGGUCUCUUAACAAUCAAUUAUAGAUUUUCAAUGGUGAGAGUGAGAUAAGUUUUUUUUUUUUUUCUCUUUUUUAAA